Salarias fasciatus (jewelled blenny) is the source of this 1459-nucleotide messenger RNA. It is a transcript of the gene taf7, whose product is annotated as TAF7 RNA polymerase II, TATA box binding protein (TBP)-associated factor. The transcript has 12 exons. The coding region runs from base 128 to 1216 and encodes 362 amino acids. Gene Ontology annotation, biological process: transcription initiation at RNA polymerase II promoter; RNA polymerase II preinitiation complex assembly. Gene Ontology annotation, cellular component: transcription factor TFIID complex. Lineage: Eukaryota; Metazoa; Chordata; Actinopteri; Blenniiformes; Blenniidae. Gene Ontology annotation, molecular function: RNA polymerase II general transcription initiation factor activity. The record is from RefSeq and is a predicted model, not a curated record.
CGGAUUUUUUUCAUGGCGGAGCUUGUUGUUCGCUGCUAAACUGAGUGGAUUUUUACCUUCUUCAUCAUUAUAUUUCACCCUCUUGAUCCAUUUUCCCUCACUUUGGAUAUUUCGGGUCACCAGCACGAUGACUUCUAAAGCGAAAGGUGGGAAGACUGGCUCCAAGAAUAAGGAGGAUGCACCAUAUGAGCUGGAGAGCCAGUUUGUUCUGAGGCUUCCUUUGGAGUACGCCUCCACAGUGAGACGAAUCGCUCAGUCCAGCAGUAUGAACAUGAAGGACAGACUCACCAUCGAGUUACACCCUGAUGGUCGUCAUGGCAUCGUGCGGGUAGACCGCGUCCCGCUGGCCUGCAAACUGGUGGAUCUGCCCUGCAUGAUCGAAUCACUGAAAACGGUGGACAAAAAGACAUUUUACAAGACUGCUGAUGUUUGUCAGAUGCUGGUAUGUACACUAGAUGGAGACCUUUACCCUCCUUUGGAGGAGCCGACUGGGACCGACCCCAAGAGCAAAAAGAAGGACAAAGACAAGGACAAGAAAUUUGUCUGGAAUCACGGCAUCACCUCCCCCCUGAAGAACACGCGCAAGAGAAGAUUUCGGAAGACUGCGAAAAAGAAGUACAUUGAAUCUCCCGAUGUUGAAAAGGAAGUGAAGAGAUUGCUGAGCACAGACGCCGAGGCCGUCAGUGUCCGAUGGGAAAUCAUAGCAGAGGACGAGUUGAAGGAAGCCGAUCAGCAUGGCUCUUUGGGCAACCUGGACUCCUCGCCUGGGACUUCAGGACACAAGAUGGGUCACGGAUCCACCGCCCCGCGUGACGAGCUGAGGGAGAUCUUCAACGACAUCAGCAGCUCCAGCGAGGACGAGGAGGACGAAGGGGACCGGCACGAGGACGAGGACCUGAAUAUCAUGGACACGGAGGAUGAUCUGGUCCGACAGCUCCAAGACAAACUCAACGAGUCGGAUUCUGCGCAGCAUGAAAGCGACAGGAACAGCCAGAUAGUUAUGGAGUACCAGGUGCAGAUCAACAGCAUCAAGGCCAAGCUUCAGGAAACCCGCACCCGAAAGAAACAGCAGGAGGAGCUCAUCAUGAGAGUGGAUAACCAGGCCCUCAAAAACCGCCUCCAACCCGUUCUGGAUGAGAUUAUUCAGCAGGAGGAGCAGGAGAUGGAGCAGCUGGCCUCGCUGCAGGAGCAGCUGGACUCACUCAUAGAAAAGUGACCACCAGGGGGCAGUCUCAUGUCGUCUUGAAGAGGAGGAGGAGGAGGAGGAGGAGGAGGAGAGCCUUCAUCCUGGGAGGAGGGAGACUUUAUCAACGGACUUGCUGUGUCACUCUUCUGAGUUUUUCUUUUUCAUAUAUUCCCCUCACUGCAUAGCAAUUAUUCUCCCAAAAGUUAGUUUUUCUUUUUUUAAAAAUGUGAUAAAAAAACAUUGUUACCGUAUGAAUAAACUGUUUUGUUUUCA